Molecule: messenger RNA, 4291 nt
Organism: Anopheles stephensi (Asian malaria mosquito)
Lineage: Eukaryota; Metazoa; Arthropoda; Insecta; Diptera; Culicidae
Product: SEC14 domain and spectrin repeat-containing protein 1-B
Exons: 9
Coding region: 948-3938 (996 amino acids)
Source: RefSeq, a predicted model, not a curated record
UCCGCGAUCUCCGACGGUCGCGUGACGGUGGUGUCUCGUGAUGAUCGUAGUUUCCUAACUCCGCGAUCGCGGCACUUAGAUUCGCAAAUGUGGUGCAAAGCAACACGGUGUACGUUGUGUACGGAGCAGCAGUCAAAUUGAGCGGAGUUGAGAUUGUACGAUCGCGAUCGCGGUUUAUGACCUCACACUCGCAGUACGUGAGCUGUUCAACUUUGAUCCAAGAAGUUCCUGUGCGCUUUAGGGAGUGCCUCGUAAUUUGUGGCGUACUCUGUGUGUUGUUGUAGCAUGGUGACAAACCAGAAUGUGCGGCAAGCGCACAACAAUAGCAUGAACUGUUCCGUUCGGGCGACAUAGCAGAGCUGAGGGAGAAAAAGCAGUGACAGCGGCAAAAAACAAGCUCACCAGCUCCAACAACAUGUACAACGCAACAACGCAGUGAAAUCAUCUACAUACGACCACAAAACCAUUGGCAGUCUUUAGCGUGCCAGUGAUUUGCAACAUAACGGAUCUCUCCAUAACUCCCCUGCUCCAUCCCGUGCUCUUCUCCAGAUUCCGCAGGCUUCCCCCUGGCAAUGGCGUCCCGAGUCGGUGGUGUUGCGAUUUGAAAGCUUCUCCCAGAGUCUGAAGAGAACGAAGUGUUCGGAGUGGUGCUCUGCGUAGGAGAACCGAGUGGAAUGUGUACAGUUUGAAGAAUGCAGCAAGAGAAACGCAACGCGAUCAUGUUUCACGGGUGUGUUUGUGUGAGUGAGUGAGUGGUGGUGGUCCAGCAUAAGGCUGCUACGACCGAUUGUGCUCACAACGACGCUCGAAAGUGACAGUGUUUGGUUAGGUGUUAGGAAAUAGGUGGUGGACGACGCGUGCGCUAGUGCGGGAUUGCCAGUGAACGUGCAUACUCCGGGCUCCAGGUGAAAGCGGCAGCAUUGACGAGCCCUUCGGACGGAGUCACUAUGGAGGCGGACGUACUGAACGCGCUCAACACGCAGACGGCGUACAUGCCGGGCGGACGGGACCGGGAUGGACAUCCGCUGGUCGUGAUACCGGUACCGUUCUACGACAACCUGCCCUGGAUGAAGAGAUUCCUCGAGACGACGGUCAAGUACCUGUUGGCCAGCUUAAGCCCCGAAACGGUCAACAGUGGACUCGCGAUCAUUCUUGACGCGCAAAAGUGUUCUUGGCGCUCCACUCGGCAGUACAUACGGCACGUCCAGCAGCUGUUGAGUGAGCAGAUGAACAGCUUUCUCGUGAUACGUCCGGACGCGUUCUGGGACAAGAACCGGGUGGAGAACUGUGCCCGACAGCAUCGGAAGGGUGAGCCGACCAUCAUCUCAAAGUCCCGGUUGGUGAAGUACUUUGACACGAGUGAGCUACCGGAGGAGCUUGGCGGCAUCAUCGCGUACAAUCAUGAGCAGUGGAUACAGUCCCGUGAGCGUAUCGAAGAAUUUCGAAAAUCCUACGACAAAGCGAUGGGCGACCUAGAAAACCUACACCUCAUCCUGCUGGACAACCGGACCGUGCGGGCCAGCGAAUCGACGGCGGCCCUCAAAUCUUGCCAGCAGCUUAACGUGGAUGUGCAAAAAUUUCUCUCGCUCGUGAUGGACGGCGGCAAAAAGCUGCUGGCCCACUUAAGCGACCUCCAUAGUGCGAAGUCAGCUGUACCGCAGGACCUUACCGAUGGGAAGUCGCAGGUCGAGCGGUUGCUGAACAUACUCGAUCGGAAGCAGACCGCCACCAACCAGGCGUGGACAGAGCUGGAACGGACGGUGGAGGUGUUGCAGGAGUUGGCCACACUGGAGGAAGGCGUGUCUCACGUGACCAGUUGGAUUCUUACUACGGCUGAAUCGAUGUUGAAUGCGCAGCUACGGGUUGGCCACGAUGUUAGCACGGCCGAUCAGCUUCGCCUGGAGCAUGAGAUUCUGGAGCUGCAGUGUUGGCAGACCUAUGGCUGCUAUGCUGAGCUGCUGCACAAGAUUGAUCACUUUCCGCGUCGCAAGGACACGGCAGCUUACCGGGAUCUACAGUCGCAGCGUGAGUGGAUGGACUUUGUGUGUCGCAGUUUCGCUCAGCGGUUGGAACGACGCAGGAAUGUGCUGAUAACGUCGGUACGGUUCUUCCGCUUGGUGGCUGAGUACUUCGAUCGGACGAGUGAGGUCUUUCAAUCGCUGAUUAUGGGGGAGAGAGUUGAGGACUAUGCCCUGGCUAGCGCCAAUCUGCAGAAGCUUAACGAAAAUCAACGGAUGCUUGAAAUGAUGGAGAAAGAGAUCAUCAAGGAGGGCGAAAAGCUGAGCGAUGUAUUGCUGAUGCCGGUGAAGGAUGCGGUCGGGCGAGACAUUGAUGUGGACUACAGCGAAGAUAUCAGCAACGUGAGAGACAUCCUCGAUGCGACACGUUCCCGGUCGCGCAUCUUCGCCGACAGUGUCGAGCUGCAGAAGCUGACCCUUGAUCAGAUCACGCACAUCUUCAAGUACGAACAGGACGCUCGCACCGCCGUCAAGUGGAUGAGUGACCUGCAUCAGGUGAUGUUACGGUCGCACGCACACGUGGGUGCAAGUGUGCGCGAGAUUCAGUCCCAGAAAGAUGAGCAUCAAACGCUCCAGGAGACGGCCAAGGGCACGUACAACUACGGCUGCCAGCUGCUGAACGCUUCGCUCGCCCUGCGCCAAUCGUGCAAACUGGAAACAUCGCAAAACAUCGCCAUGACCAAAUCGUUGCAGCGCACCUGGCGAUCGUUCCAGGCCGUCGCACAGGAACAGAUGACGCGGCUGCGCGUAUCGGCCGUCUUUCACCGGAGCGUCGAGGAACAGUGCGUGAAGUUGCGAGAGCUGCACGAGUGCGUGCUACGGAUUGGCGAGAUCACCGAGCAGGGCAGGCGCCGGGUACGGCUGCGCAAGUAUCUUGCCACGCGUGAGCGUCUGCUGCUCGAGGUGGGUCGCAUGGUGCGACUCGGACGACUGCUCAAGACGAGACUGAGGGAACCAUUUCUCCUGGACGACCGGCUCGAUGCGAUGGCCAGUCCGGAGAACAUCAUUACCGAAAGUGAUAACAUAAUGGCGUGUGAAGCGAUCUCGACUCGUCUGGCGGAGGUAGCCCAGGUGGCGGAAGCGUUAGACAGUGUGCUAAGCGAUGUGCAGGGUGGAUUUGACGACGAGGUGGAAGAGCUGACCAGUGCCGAAGCGCCGGAGGUGACAACCAAACGCAGCGACAGUGGAAAUCAAAGUGACGACUGGAGCUCGAGCGUUAAGUCAACCGAUGAUGGAUCGUUUGUGACGGCUGGUUCGGAUUGUAUCUGUACACCACAGUCGAGGUCCUCGUCGUACCAUACCGCUUCGGAGUGUCGUGCCUCGCCGUGGUGGGGUGUAGAGUCGAUCGAGCGUCAAAGCUCGUUGGAGAACGAUUCGGCGGAAGAUCCCGAUCCGGAAGCAUUCCCAUCGAUCAAGCUGCUUUCGGGAGUGGUGAUAACUUCGAGUGCAAAUCUAUCAUUCGACGAGUCGGAGCACAGUUUUCCGACCCCGGGCAUUUCGCACGGGUCGGCCAGUGUCGACUCACAUCCCGACUCGGACGAUACCGUCCCGACGGUAUGUUCACAGACUAGUCCGAUUGCAACCAGUUCGGCCUCAAGUUCCGCCCUAAACUCUAUCAACCGACGGGAGAAUCUUGCCCUUUCACUGACACCGGAAGAACUGGAGCAGAUUGAAAAUGACAUCCGCAACAAUAACCUGCUGGCGUCCGUUAGCAGUGAGGAUAUUGUGGGGAAAGAACUCCAGAGCACGCAGGUGACGCCGACCAGCGAGGACAGCGGUAAUGUGAGUACCAGUAGCGUUAAGCUGGAAGCGGAAGACCCGACCCGGUUCGAGCCGGUCAAGGGUCCUACGGAUAUCUCCGGGCUGACGUACUACUAUCAGAACAUCAUCACCAAGCAUACGGUGAAGAGUUGUCUCUGAAGGAGGAAACCGAUCGUCUUCGGGUUCGAUGCGAAAAGCCAUUCCAUAGCUUGCCGGUGUUUGCAGCAACUGUAGCUUGCCAGAGAGAACCAAGAAUUAGUUAGUUUGGUUAGGUUUUUAUUCAGCGAUUUAGCGUGUGUGUGUGUCUAGAAAGGUGAAGAUAGAAGGGAAGACACUAUUGGCUUUUGGCAUUAAAGAAGAAGAAUGCAUGAGGAAGUGUGUGGUGUUUGAAGCGUGUGUUAACAUUAAGUUAGAGUAGCACGGAAGCAGUUUUGAAAGUUUGAUUGUGUUAAGCAUGUUGAUUUGUUGUGUUUUUGGCCGUGAAAUAAAAAAGUGUCCUGUAUCAAAUUGCA